CAGCCAGGAACAUACAACGCAUACAAUAGCACGAUCAUUAGUGUUCUCAUCUUUCUUGCUUGUCCAGUGCCACUUCUUUCUGACGUUUCACCCGUUUCCAAAUUCAUCUGUGCGUCGCCAACAGGUAUCUCUCGAGUUGUUGUAUGAGUCAAAAAACAGAAAAACCGGUACUGUCAGGUCAACGCAUCAAGACCAGAAAAAGAGAUGAAAAAGAAAAGUAUGAUCCUUUUGGCUUCCGAGAUUAUAUUCUUGGAGGCCUCAAUAGUGCUGACACCGACCUAGAAGCAAUAUGGAAGUUCCUUGAUCAAGCUGGUUCUAAAGUUGAUUAUCGUCGCUACGGUGAAGUUCUCUUUGAUAUUCUAAUUGCUGGAGGUCUUUUAGUCCCGGGUGGAUCUAUAUCUCAAGAUGGAGCAAUAUCACAAGAUGGGGAUAAACUGUGGAAGACAAAUGCAUGUGUUUUUGAUGCACCUGAAGACAUGGUAUCCAUGCGAAACUAUGAACAGGUAUUCAUCAAACUUAUGCGUCGAUACAAAUACCUGGAAAAAAUGUUCGAGGAGGAGAUGAAAAAAAUUUUGCUGUUCAUUAAAGGUUUUAGUGAUAUUGAACGUGUUAAACUGGCACGUAUGACUACAUUGUGGAUUUCCAACGGUUCUAUUCCUCCUACUGUUCUUCAAGUGCUGACUAAUGAACAUUUGAUUAAAGAUGGCUUGGCAUUAGAAUUUCUUAUUGAACUUUUUGUGACUUAUAAACAAGAGGUAGGCAUAACCCAUUUACUGACAGUUUUAAAGAAAGGAGGACUUGAAAGUCGGUUAAUGGAUUUCUUACCUCCCAACAAACGUACUGAAGAAAAUCUCCGUGCGCAAUUUGAAGAAAAAGGAUUGGGUGAUGUGGUUAAAUUACAUUUAGCUCAAGCCAGUCAGGAAGCUAAACGUAACUUAGAUAUUCAACUACAUGACGACCUUAAUGACAACAAAAAUAUGAAAGAAAUUAUUUCAAAUAUUAAAGAAUUGUCUUCUAAGCAUGAUAUUCCUGAACAUGAAAUUAUUGUUUUGGUAUGGAGUGUUGUAAUGAGACAAGUUGAGUGGAAUAAAAAAGAAGAAUUACUUGCAGACCAAGCGCUUAAACAUUUGAAGCAAUAUUCUCCAUUGUUUUUAGCUUUUUCAACAACUGCACGUUCCGAAUUGGCACUUAUGCUCAAAGUACAAGAAUACUGUUAUGAGAACAUGAAUUUCAUGAGAGUCUUCCAAAAAAUUAUACUACUCUUCUAUAAAACUGAAGUUUUGACAGAAGAAGUAAUUUUGAAAUGGUACAAGGAAGGACACUCAAAGGGUAAAACAACAUUUUUGGAGCAGAUGAAAAAAUUUAUUGAAUGGCUUCAGAAUGCAGAAGAAGAAUCUGGGUCUGGUGAAGAUGAAGACUAAAAAAAAAAAUGGCCUGAAAAUAAACAUUUAAGUAAAAAAAAAAUAAGAAGCAUUAACACACGGAUGUCAGCCAACGACCAAAAUUGAAAACUUACCAAGGAUUCUAUUAUAAACUUGUUUCAUUACCUAUGUAUAUUUUUUUUAAAUAAAAACACCAAUGAUAUG
This is a messenger RNA of Sipha flava (yellow sugarcane aphid), 1586 nucleotides long. It is a transcript of the gene kra, whose product is annotated as protein krasavietz. Gene Ontology annotation, molecular function: protein binding. The transcript is spliced from 8 exons. The record is from RefSeq and is a predicted model, not a curated record. NCBI's taxonomy places the organism in Eukaryota, Metazoa, Arthropoda, Insecta, Hemiptera, Aphididae. Gene Ontology annotation, cellular component: membrane; cytoplasm. Bases 144 to 1421 code for a protein of 425 amino acids.